UUCAAGAUAGUGCCAGAACGGGACUUCACUUCUAUGAAGUGUAUUACCAUUGCAUAGAAAAUUUUUCUGCAGUGAAGUCCUAAGCUGCAGCAGUUUUGAAUGGGAUUUCUGUUCUUCCAGAGACUGCAAAUAUCUGUAGAUACCACUGCUUAUCAUCAAUAUGAAAAGUAGUUUUAAAGCUUUUUUUUUUCCCUGUUUUUAGGUUUUUUUUCCCUACCACCAUCUUCAGGUUCUCUAAGGUGAAUGCUGCAAAUCCAUUACUUUUAAACAGAGUUGACUGUUGACUUAAACAGAGCUAUUUAUUUCCUUAAAAGUGGGCUUGUGCUCAGAUGCAUCACUGAGGUGAGGGAGACCAAAGUGUUCUGUAAACUAACCCUCACAAUGUCGCUGUGAGGCUAGUGACCACUUUUUUUCUCAUGUUACAGGCGUGGGGCCCAAAUAAGCCGUGACUCACGCAGCAAGCUAAUGGCAGAUGCAUGAUUAAAAUGCAAGAUUCCACUCUUGAUGUUUUAUGCAAGUUAUUAAAUCUUCCAUUUCCGAAAAUGAGAGAAACAGUAAAAAUUAUUACAUUCAUGUUGCCUAUUUCAGCCCAUGUGCCAUAUUUCCUGGUGUACUCUCUUGAAUCCUCUAUAUUUAAGUAAUUGGUCAAUUCACUUGUAUGCAAAGAAACAAAUAGUUUCUGAAUAAUUUCCUUCAUUGGAACGUGCUAUUGUUUUAACUAUUAAUGAGAAACAGGAUAAAGUUCCCCAAUUUGUAAGUGAUUUACUAAGAAUAACUGUGUCAAAAAGAGACAAAGGGGAGAAAAAUUGAAGUCACCGGAAUUGUCAGGCAUCAUUUUAGAUACACAGACCACAGUUCGAUGCUGCGGCUUCUGUCUUACAUUGCUUUGUUUCAGUGAGCAAGAUCUGAAGAUGUUACAAACAUAUGGGAGCAGACUGAAAAUAGCUGUCUUGAGGUCAGCUAAGAACACUUGAAUGCUUGCAGGAUAAUGUUUGGUGUCCAAGAACUGGAAAAGACCAACAUGUCACUGCAGUUUCUGCAGUUUCUGCAUCUCUGCAGAAGAACCAUGGAAAUCACUAGAUUUUUUUUACGUGAACUUUCUGAAAAGUUAGAUGCUUCGUCUGCUGCAUCAGAUGCUUUCCUGACAAUUAUAUAAGUGAAGUCAAAUGGCUUCUGCUGAGUUUAUUCGCACAAACUGUGGGUGAAGGACAAAAGCCUGGUCGUCAGGGUUUCCCACAAGGGAAACCAUUUCUCUUGGACAAAACCCCACUUUGCCUGUGAUCAUUCAGCCUCACUGUUAAUGGAGAUCUACCAAACAUCUUAAGAAGAGACUAGUAGCUAAAUUCAUGGCUCUUCUGUGUGCUGUAAGCCAUAAACCUGAGCGUGGUUUUGCUUGGCGUGCUGUAAUUUCAUACUUGUUCCCACAGAUAAACUCGUACUCCACAGGCUACUAAUUACCUGUCUCCUUCCCUUGGGAAGCAAUCUUCUUGCCAUUCUCUAGCCCCUGCUCCAGUGCCAUCCACAGAUAAUAACUAAACUGUUUUGUGUAUCACCUAAACAUAUGUAAUUGAACUUUCCUACUUGUAUAUAGGUUUGAAAUUUGCUUUUGGCGCAGAGGAAGACUUGUGUGCUCAAAAGAUUGCAUUAGACCAGCUGAUGAAGAUUUCUUCUAUCUACAGACCUUGUCUUAUACUGUAAAUAUUAUGCAUACUUACAAUUCUGUCUCUUGAUCUGUGGUACUUUGGAAGGACUUGUUUUAGGAAAUGAGAUCUUCACUGAGCUAGUUUCCAGUGGUUGUGUAUCAUGCAAUUUUGUGUGUUUUCUCUGUGUCAGAAAAAUUCAGUAAGAAUUAGUAGUUGCUGCACAGGAAACUCAGAAAAUGUGAUGCACUAUAACUUAUUUUGGACAAAGUUUCGUAAUUCUUACCAUGUUUGUAUCUCUGUUACUCGCCGACUGUGGCUGUUUGUCCUCUGAUUUUCUUAUGAAACUGCUGGGCAAGGGAGGAAACUCAGUGGUGGCAUGUAGCAAAGAACUUAUAUGGUGGAAGAGUUUUUACACUUUUUAAGUCAGCUGGGAUUUUUCAGGCUGUUACAAGCAUUGUUGUGAUUUCCAACAGUUACUUACCUGUCUUAAUGUGUUUUACUCUGUGCAGAUUCUUUCCAGCUUUUGCUCACAUGGGCGGCAAAGUAGGUUCCUAAAAACAUGCUGUCUGUUAUCGUAGUGGAUAGGUGUAAUUUCAAGACAAGGCAGUGGAAGAAGAUGUGGAACCAGAUUGGAAAGCAUGUGGGCACUCCAGGUGUCUGCUGGGAACUGUGAAUUUUCUUCAUUGUGAGGUUAAGAUUUCUUGAACUGAGGGCUUCUGAAACGCUUGAAACGUUGUCCUGAAAUUAGUAUCUCCAUUGUAGUUGACCAGCUUGGAGGUUUGUAAAGGUGUAUGUGUCAUAGUUUAGGAGUUUGCUUUACACCACUUUCUGUUCAGUAGUUGUAGCUACUUUGGAGCUUUUUAACACCAACUUCUUGUCCCUUUCCCUUCUCUUGGGCUUCUCGCUGCCCUUUGGUCUCAUACCAGACAAGCAGCUGUGCCAGGAAAGCAACAGUAACCAUCAUGGCACUGUACUGCAUGGGAAAUACUUUUCUUGAUGUGUGUGGUUUUCCUCCACCUUUCCUCCAUAUUUUCCUUAAUGGUGAUUAUAUACUCUGAGAUUAAGUAGCAUAGUAAUAGGUCAGCACUACAGCAGGUGGUGUUUUAUAGCCCAGAGCAACAGAAGCAUUUUUUUUGUUGGGGUUUUUUUUUUUUCCUGGUUUUCCUUUUGUUUUUAAGACCUGUGAACUGUGCAUCCUUAAAGUAAGCUUGAGGGAAGCAUUAAUUUCUUUGCACUGUAUGGAAGUAAGCAUACUUUGUUGACAAAGUUUUGAGAAGGUGCAAGGGUGUUACGAGAAGGGUGCGGGAGUUUUCUAGCACAUUUGACAUGUUUUGCUGCACUAAACAUUUGACUGCAGAAAAGUGUGAAGUAUCUUUGUAUAUUUCUUACCUUUUGGGUGGUGUCAGGUGAUGUUUUGAAUUACCUCAUAAAAGAACCUGAUUCCUUUCCAGGAAAUCAUCCCCAAACUGAGUAACAGGUAAGCAUGUCACUUGCUUCUGAGCACAUGCUCAUGUCUCGGGAGGUUCACAUGUUAUUCCUUGGUUGUACAGUGCAUGUUUCUAGCUUCUGCCAGUGUUGAACAAUGUGGGCUUGUAUGAGUGUGUAGUAGUGGCACAAGUUAAGAGUGGUGAAGGAAUACGUGAGGAGACUGGAGGUGGUGUGGCCUGUUCAGCAGCUCAGUGCCGUCUGCCUGCUGUGGUUUGCUGUCCACGCAGAUCAGAUGCUCAGACUUGCAGGUAAUCAUUGUUUUUGCUUAGAUGAUGUGCAAAACAAUCUCCCCCCCCCCCCCUUUUUUUUUUUUUUUUAGGGUGUUUUAAACUGAGUUGGGUCGUGUGAGCAGUAUGAGAACUUCUUGCUUGCUUAUGUUGUGGGAAGGGGUGCAUAAGCAGACAUCUGGAUUGUGUGGAGUAGUACUAGUCUUGCAAAAGAAGGACAUGCAAAUAGUGUAGCUGUCCAGCAGAUGGGUGGUAACGAGUACAUACCGAGCUGAAGCAUCUGAAAUGCUCUAGCCAAAUUUGUGUGCUGUAAGCUUCCCUGGUAGUAGUGAGCUGGAAGCACAUACUUACGUGUGUCCCUGAGUAAAAGCUGUGGUGCAUAAUGGAUUUGUAAGUAUUGCACAAUACCCUAUUGGAGGCUGAAGGGCAAGAAGUUUGGGAAUACUGAGAUAGCAGCCUGCCUGAAUGGCUUGGUAAAUAACAGGUUUGUACGGAUUAGCGUCUGUAUAACUGUUUUGAACUGAGGGUUUCUGAGGCGCUUGAAACAUAGUCCUGAAAUGAGUAUCUCCAUUGUAGUUGAGCAGCUUGGAGGCUUGUAAAGGUGUAUGUGUUAUGCUUUAGGAGUUUGCUUUACACCACUUUCUGUUCAGUAGUUGUAGCUACUUAGGAGCUUUCUGAUGCUGACUUCUUGUCCCUUUCCCUUCUCUUGGGCUUCUCAUCAGUUCUGUAUUAUGCAAUAACUUGGCUUUUACUGAAAUCACUCAGAAGCAAGCUGCAAAGUAAAAUACUGCAUCCCUCUGCAUACUACAGUACAUUUGUAGAACUAGUGGUGGUCUUGUGUAGGACUGCACCAUCACGAGGAGAUGCUCAGAUCAUAUGGUCCUUUAGGAGACCUCCUCCUUCUCUGGGUUUAGGAGAUCCUGGUGACAGGAGCAGUCCUCUCUGGUAUUUUUAAUUGCAAAUGGUCUCCUGGGGCCUUUGGUGUCAACAUUUCCAUUUCCUUGCUUGCAUUUCUGUUGGAUGCAGCAAGAAAAAAUGUUAUAUGGGCAAAUUCAGGUGCAUGGGAACUUGCAAGGAAAUGUGGUGUUUACAUAGUUUAAAUGGUUUUGAUUUUUUUUGUCUCCUCCAUUUUUCUCAAACUGUAUUUGUGCAACCAAAUAACUGUACUCUCCUGGGCAUAACUGGCCAUAUAGCCUAUUGCUACACUUGCAUUUGUGGGGUGGUAUCUGAAGGCUUAACAGAGUGGAAACAAAAAAGUAAAAAAGUCAGUAAUUUGAAUCAGAUUAUCAACAUGUCUUAAUUUUAAAGAAAAAACAGUAGCUGCUUUACAGGUUAGAAAGAUCCUUCUUUUGGCUAGAGAAUUUCAGAUAACACAGGAAGAGGGAAGGAAGUGUUGAAAUGGUUACUCCUGUUGUAAUGGAAAAUUUUAUACUAAAUCUUUUGAGUGUGUUAAGUAUCUCCUUCUGGCUUUGUUUCAUUAUUUUUAUUUUGUGAUGGGUAAGACAGUGGUUCUGCAGUCUUUUCUCCACCUGCCCUUGGGUUGACCUGUGUUUGCUCUUGAGUGGAAUAGUUGGAAAACUUUCACAGUUUGCAAAACAAGGCUUGCAAAGAAGGCGGAAUGCUUUGUACAAAACAGAAUUUUAUUGCAAUAUGACACAAGUGUUUUCAAUGUCUUGUAAUAAAUCAAUUUUUUUCCUUAAAGGGCUAUCAGUACUUUAAGAGGCCUUAGUAGGAAAAAUUGUAAAAUCAUUUUGUAGAAGUCAAUAUAACCAUUUAACCAUUCUGGAUUUACUUGAUAGAACUAAGCAAUUAAAAAACAUGUUAACUCUUUGUAUCAUGUUAUGAUGUACACUCUAGUUAUUUUGUCAGUGUGAUAAAAGCCGUACCUGAAAACUUUCUAACCAAGUUUAAGGAGUUGGGGGUGCAAACCAUAAAAAAAAAAAAAAAUCUCAAUGCUGGAUCAGGUUUCUUUAAAUUUUGAAUUAGAAAGAUUCACUAAUUGUUUCAGCUUGACAUAAAUACUGUCUUGGAAUUAGUUGAAAAGCUCCUUCUCUACUCAGCUUUUAACACCACUUUUAAAACAUAGAGAUUACUGAUUUUUCACUGCUGGAAGAUGACUGGUUGAGUGUAAAAGCUUUCACAUGUGGUGAAAGCAAGCUAUUCGACAGGGCUCAUAAUGCAUUGGGCAGAUAAGUUUGAGAGCAGGGCAUUAGGUUUGGGAAAUAGUUUGUCAAAGAACAGAAAGGAGAAUGGUGAAAAUCAAUUUGCUACAACAAACAGGUGCAAGAAACAUUGCUGGAGGACUUGGCAUGAUUUUUGCACUCUGGGAUGGCUACUCCAGUUAAUGUUUCUGUGCCUUUAUUGUCAUGGUGCGUACAUCUGCAGAUGCAUUGUGUCCCAUGAAAGGGUAAUCCAGGCCUCUUCCAUAAUAACCACUCUUUUGCCUUGAAACACUGAAGUAUCAAAUUUUAGCAUGUAAGACAAAAGGCUCCUUUGCUACUUCUCAGAAUAAGAUUACAGUUGUCACGUUUCUCUUUCACCAGUGUGCCUGGCACUUCAGAGUAUAGCUCAGACUUCCUUUUGUUAAUGGAAGAGAAAGAAGAUCUUUAUGCUUUUCUGUUAUUGUGACUUUGUAACAUGCAAGACACUGAUGUCAGGGGGAGCUCCCCUGCUUUCAUCCGGCCUCAGAACGGGAGCAGUCACAGGUCUUCGGGAGAACUGUCCCGAUCAAAAUCCUCGUCUUAAAAACUGGAGCCCCGGAAAAGAUCCUGAAAAGAGAGUUUUUAUCAAAAAAGGGGAUUUGUUUCGUCUGAACUCAGACGCUACAGUACACUCUAUAGUUAUACAGGAUGGAGGGUUACUUGUAUUUGGUGAUGAUAAAGAAGGUUCUAAAAAUAUUACCUUGAGAACUCGAUUUAUCCUGAUAAAGGAUGGUGGAAUGCUUCAUGUUGGAGCAGAGAAAUGCCGCUAUAAAUCCAAAGCAACUAUUAUUUUGUAUGGGAAGUCAAACGAAGGUGCUGAUGUGCCAGAAUUUGGCCAAAAAUUUAUUGGUGUGGGCCCUGAAGGAACACUGGAGUUACAUGGGCACCAGAAGUUAUCAUGGACUCUUCUAUCAAAGACUGUGUAUUUCUCAGGGCUGGCCUAUGGUCAUUAUUCAUUUAAAAAAAAUUUUUCCCGAGGACUAAAUGUGAGAGUGAUUGAUCAGGACACAGCAGAGGUUUUGGAAGUGCUGAAGUUUGACACUCAUGAGUUUUCAGAAGAAAGCUUGAAGCUCCAGAACUUACUGAAAAAUGGAAGUCCAGGUCGCAUUGUUGCUAUUGCUGUAGGAGAUUCAGCUGCUAAAAAUCUACUGGAGGAGACCAGAGUGACUAUUCAAAAUCUUUUGGGAAGUAAGUUUGUCAGAGGAUUGAGUUACAGGCAAGCCUGGGCUUUCGUUGGUGUCAUAGGUGGUGGAAAUUCUUCCUGUAAUGAAUCGGUGAGAAACUAUGAAAAUCACAGUACCGGUGGGAAGGCUCUUGCUCAGAAAGAAUUUUUCACAGUGGAUGGUCAGAAGUUUGUUGUGAGAGCUUACAGCGAAUGGAACGAUGGUGUCCCAAUUUCAGGCUUCCAGGUGGAAGCUGUAGGUGGAGUGAUUCUGAAUCUUCUGGAUGAUGUUAGUAGUUGGGAGCCUGGAGACCGGAUUGUUGUGGCAAGCACAGACUACUCAAUGUAUCAGACAGAGGAAUUCACCCUUCUUCCCUGCCCCAAGUGUACCAAGUAUCAGGUCAAAGUCAAAGAAAAUCCUCAGUUUCCUCAUGUAGGAGAAGUUAUUGAUGGAGUGGACAUGAGGGCAGAAGUCGGAGUUCUUACAAGAAACAUCUUAAUCAAGGGAGAGACAGCAGAUACCUGCUAUCGUGAAAAGGAGUGCCAGUUCUUCAAUUACGAUACAUUUGGUGGACAUAUCAAGAUUUUGAAGAAUUUCACAUCUGUUCAUCUCUCCUAUGUGGAAUUGAAGCAAAUGGGCCAGCAGCAGAUUGGAAGCUACCCUGUUCACUUUCACCUUUGUGGGGAUGUGGAUGAAAAAGGAGGUUAUAGUUUUAAGACUUACCUGGAAGGUCUUUCCAUUCAUCACUGUUUUUCCAGAUGUGUGACUAUUCAUGCAACUAAUGGCUUGCUGAUAAAGGACACCAUUGGCUAUGACACACUAGGUCACUGUUUCUUCACAGAAGAUGGCAUUGAGCAGAGGAAUACUUUAUUCCACAACCUUGGGCUAGUCACAAAAGCAGGCACUCUUCUUCCUACGGAUAGAAACAGCAGCAUGUGUACUGGUAUUAGGGAUAAAGUUUACGGCAAUUAUGUCCCAGUGCCAGCCACAGACUGCAUGGCAGUUUCGACAUUCUGGAUUUCUCAUCCCAACAAUCAUCUUAUAAAUAAUGCAGCAGCAGGAUCACAGGAUGCUGGAAUAUGGUAUUUAUUCCACAGGGUUGCUACAGGAGAUUCUCAUAGUUUGGCCACUGAAACCAAGUCAGAGCUUACACCCCUAGGCAUCUUCUAUAACAACAGGGUUCAUUCUAAUUUUAAGGCUGGUUUGUUCAUUGAUAAAGGCGUUAAAACAACUAAUGCUAGCGCUGAUGAUCCCAGAGAGUACCUUUGUUUGGAUAACAAUGCAAGGUUCCGACCUCAUCAAGAUGCAGACCCUGAAAAACCCCGAGUUGCUGCCCUGCUUGACAGAUUAAUAUCUUUCAAAAACAAUGAUCAUGGGGCCUGGGUCAGGGGAGGAGAUAUCCUCAUUCAAAACUCUGGGUUUGCAGACAAUGGAAUAGGUUUGACAUUUGCUAGUGAUGGGAGCUUCCCAAAUGAUGAAGGUGCCAGCCAGGAGGUAUCCGAGUCGCUGUUCAUUGGUGAGAGCAAGAAUUACGGGUUUUCGGGCGGCCAAAAUAAAUAUGCGGGGACUGGUGGAAUAGACAACAAGGCACGCACUCUGCCUAGAAAUCGGACAUUUCCAAUCAGAGGAUUUCAAAUUUAUGAUGGACCUAUUCACCUUACCAAGUGCACGUUCAAAAACUUUGUGCCAACUCCAGACAGAUUUACCAGUGCAGUUGGAUUCUUAAUGAAAAAUCCAUGGCAGAUGACACCAAAAAACAACAUUUCUCUUGUGAAGUUUGGUCCAAAUGUUUCUUUGAAAGCUUUCUUUGGAAAACCUGGUCCCUGGUUUGAAGAAGGAGAUCUGGAUGGUGACAAGAACUCAAUAUUCCAUGAUCUAGAUGGUUCAGUGACUGACUACAAGAAUACUUAUGUGGGCAGAAUGGAUAACUACUUGAUUCAACACCCCAAAUGCAUUAAUAUUACAGAAUGGAGUGGAGUGGUUUGCAGUGGGGCCUAUGCACAGGUUUAUGUCCAAACAUGGAAUGGACAGAAUCUGUCCAUGACUAUUGUACGAGAUGAGUACCCAGCCAACCCCAUGGUUCUUCGAGGUAUUAAUCAGAAAGCUGUCUUUCAGCAAUACCAGCCAGUAGUGAUGCUCCAAAAGGGCUACACAAUACAUUGGAAUGGAAAAGCUCCAAAUGUCACCUAUCUUUAUCUCAUUAACUUCAACAAGAAUGACUGGAUUCGUGUUGGUCUUUGCUAUCAACCAAAUACAGAUUUUGUUAUAGUAUUAGAAACCUUUCAAAGGCGGUCAUCUGCUCUGUCAAGCAAGGUAGAGCGCUACAUGCCUGUAUCUUCAAUGGUGGAGCUUGAAAAGAAUCGAUCAGACAAGAAGUUUUACUUCGACAGCAGUACUGGAUUACUGUUUUUAUUUCUUCAAGCCAAAUAUAAUAGGGAUGGUCACAGUUAUUGCUCAUCUCAGGGAUGUGAAAGGAUCAAGAUUGUGACCAAAGAUUCAGCAAAAGGGAUCAGUAACUGCAUGGCAAAAGCUUACCCAAAGUACUACCAAGGACCAACCGUCAUAACACGAAUGCCAGUAAAAACUACUGUACCGUGUACUAAAUGCGGCACAACUCAGAUGGUAUUCACCAGUGAUCCUCACAAAAACUACCUCCUUGUGCAGAUUAAUUCGUCUGGUAAAAAAGAAUUAAGCAGAGGACAGCAAGCAUUUAUUUCUGUCAAUGACACUAUGUUUUCCUUCAAGGAUAAUGGUAUACUUAUUGUUAUAGUUGAUGCCUGCACUGGAACAGUGUUGGGAAACAAAUUAUUUUCUGGAGUAGACAUUAAGUGUGUAGAUGAUUAUUUAAAAUCUGGAAUUCCUCAAAGGUCUGUCAUUCUACUGAGCACAAGAGGUGAUGUAGCAAUUCCUCAUAAUUUAUCAGAAGCCUUAAUGUCCCUGGGGACAGCCAAACCGCCUUAUCUUCAGAGCAACGGAAGCGUGGCAUUUCUGGGCUUCAGAGGAAACUUUAAGCCAUCCUGGAUUAAGCUGUUUACCGGUCCUGCUGGGCAUGGGCUCGUUCAGAUAGAAAAGUAUAUCCCUUUGCAACUGGAAGAGUAUGGCUGUGCCAGAGCAGUCAAAAGCCGGCGGAAAGACCUUGAGCUUCUAAAGAAGGCUACACGAUCUCAUUAAAGACUGAGAUGUACAUAAAAGCUGGGGAAAAAAUGUGAACUAACUCAUUUUUUAAUUUAUGGCAUUUUAAACUAUGUUGUUAUCCAUGUAAUUCAUGUUAUUGUCUGACAGAUGUUUGCCAGCAUUGACUGCUUGAAUGCCAAUCUGCGCACCUUCUAGUUGUACAAAAUAUUAAAGAAUUUAUUAGUAUUUGUAUAAACAGGUUUCAGAGAUUUUUCAGAUGUUUGUAUUUACUGUAAACAAGUUCCUUCUGUUUAAUACUCCUUUUCUAUGUACGAGGGUGUUUAUAAAAGCCUUAAAUUGUUGGUAACAGGAGUUGGAGUGCAUCUUAGGUUACUUGAAAGAUUAACAUUAAAGUCUCCAUAAACAGCUUGAAUUGGUCAUUGUAACUUACACAUUUUCACUUAGCUGCUUAGGUAUUUUCCUGAGGGUUUAUUUAGCAGUCAGCUCAGUUACAUUCUCGAUCUGCUUUCCAAGGUGUUAAAAAACAAUUUCCCCCAUGCAUGCAGCUAACUGAAGGGGUUUAACCGCAGUAGGGUUUUUGCUUUGCUGUAUGAAAGGUGAAGAGGGGGUAUUCAAAUACCCAGCCCAGGGCUGAGUAAGGAUUGUGUAUCGUGCAACAGAAUUUAACAUGGCUCUGUGUACCGUCAUGGCGCACAGAGCAGAAAAUUACUGCCAUUCUUAAUUACCACCUCUUUACUAUUCACCCCUAAAUACACAGGUGUCUGUGAGAGUUCCUUCAGUAAACAGUCUGGGUGUUAAGGCUGCAGUCCUGGGUGCAGCUUGUCUGCAGCUCGCUCUUCUAAAGCUUCUAGCCAGAAGGGCAAAGCUGAGAUAUUGUCGUUGGCAAUUUAUUAUGAAACUAGGCUUCUACUCUUGCAAUCAUAUUUCCUUCCUCACCCUCCGCCCCCCACAAAGGCUAUCACAGCUUUACCUUUUAAGUGAAUGGGAAGUGCUCUCAGUUCAUUCAGGCAUGUUACAUGCUUUGCCUUAACUUCAGUUCUUUUAGUAUACUCAUGUUGCUAGUUCCUGUUGACUUUAUAUUAGGUCCAUUUGAUUUCUUUCAAUUUUAUUGCAAUUAUUUGACUCUUUCUACGGAUAAUUUUCUCAGUAGAAAAUCAUUUCACUGAGAACUGAGGCACAGCUGCCAUUUUUAAGGAUCCUGUCUUUGAAAUUAAAUUUCAGAGACUGGAAUGAUGCAUUUCACAAUAGGGAACACUAGAUGCCAUCGAGCUAAAAUGUAACCAUAGUUCUAAUAAAACUGACAUAGUUCCUCCUUGUAUUCUCAUUCAUUCUAGCUGGUAUAAUGUAUCUACCAUUCAGAGAUGCUUUGUGCUUUGAAUUCAAAAGGGAAUGGCUGCUGGAAAUACACCCAUCUUCUCCAAAGAAAUGGAAGAGCUGUGGGGAUUUUUUUUUAUUUUGUGUGUGUGUGCUUUAAAGGAGAGGAGGCACAGUAGCAGACCUAUUAUUCUGUUCAAUUGAAAUAUGCUACCUCAGUGCUACAAUUAAACUGCCAAGUGAGAAGGGAGGGAAAGGGAGCACAACAUAAGAGAUGAAGUUAACAAAUAGAUGACUGAUGUAAUUUUUAUUGUAAAACCAAGCCAAAUAGAUGAUUGUGUAUUUUGCAGUUGUUUUGAUGCACAGGUCUUCUAUAAUGUUAAAAAAAAAAAAAAAAAGAAAAAAAAAAAGGAUGUUUUGUUAGGGGAAAUGUGGUAAAUCUUUAAAGACUAGCUAUAAUGUUUGAUGUUACUAAUGCAGGUCAAUGUGAUUUAAAUGUUCUGAGUGCAGUAGUGAUAGUGUUUGGGGAUUAAAAUGGUUUUAAGACUUCCAUUGUUCUGUGGGUCAUGUUCAGCAGAGAAAUACCAAUGAGGUAGUGACCUUCAGGCGUGUGAAGUUUGCCAUUAUUUAUGAGAUUCUGCUGUUCUAAGCCAUCUUGUAAAAAUUGUACUUGGAAGUGUCAAGGGUAUUCUGAGGUAGGGCUUACUGGUGGACAGUUGGACCUGAAGUGUUGUCUUUUGUUUAAAUUUGAACUUGAUAAAUAGCAUAAAUAAAUUUUUACAUCUGACAAGACAAUAAAAUCUUGGAUCUCUUC
Messenger RNA from Strigops habroptila (Kakapo), 11985 nucleotides. It is a transcript of the gene CEMIP2, whose product is annotated as cell migration inducing hyaluronidase 2. NCBI's taxonomy places the organism in Eukaryota, Metazoa, Chordata, Aves, Psittaciformes, Psittacidae. The transcript has 24 exons. The record is from RefSeq and is a predicted model, not a curated record. Bases 5967 to 9893 code for a protein of 1308 amino acids.